This is a messenger RNA of Drosophila elegans, 919 nucleotides long. It is a transcript of the gene Ufsp1, whose product is annotated as probable Ufm1-specific protease 1. Bases 169 to 873 code for a protein of 234 amino acids. The transcript has 2 exons. NCBI's taxonomy places the organism in Eukaryota, Metazoa, Arthropoda, Insecta, Diptera, Drosophilidae. The record is from RefSeq and is a predicted model, not a curated record.
AGGGACAAAAACAUUCCAAUUUCACUGCUGCGAUUUCACUUUCACAAAACAAAUUAAGGCUGCGCAAGGUAAACAAACACAACACACAACACACAAACACACAAAAGGAACAGGUGCAGCAGGCGUGUGAGUGGACUGCCAAAUUUUCCAGUUUACAAAGCAAACACUAUGGCGACGGCAAAUGGUGAUGCGGAUUUCGGGGACUCCUCGCCAGCGUCCUUGAAAAUCGCACCGAAGGACUAUGCGUAUCCACUGCUGGAGGAUCCGCAACGGACCCUCGCCACGCCCACCGAAGGCGGCCAGACGCUGGGCAUCCGCGGUGGCUUCAGCUACUUCCACUACGGCUGCGAUGGCCACCAGGAUGCAGGCUGGGGCUGUGGCUACCGCACCCUGCAGUCGGCCAUUUCGUGGGUCAACCGGCGACGCGGUGGCUUAGAGCCGGUGCCCUCCAUUCCGGAGAUCCAGCAGAUCCUGGUGGCCCUCGGGGACAAGGGACCCCGAUUCCAGGGCUCCCGCGACUGGAUCGGCACUCUGGAGGAGUUCUACGUGAUCGAUGUGCUCUACCAGCUGCCCUGUCGCAUUCUGCACGCCACGGAGCUGGGUUCACCGGAGGUGCUCGCCCAGAUUCGCAGCUAUUUCGAGAAGCAUCAGGGUUUCAUCGCCAUGGGCGGACUGACGGACACGGCCUCCAAGGCCAUUGUGGGCUACCAUUCCAGCGCCGAGGGUCGCAUCUUCUUGCUGAUAGUGGAUCCCCAUUUCGAGGGGGUGCCCAGCUCCCGGCAGCAGUUAGUCGAUGAGGGCUACGUCCGUUGGACACCCGUCGACGAGUUUCCCGCCAGCACGUACAACCUCUGCCUCAUUUUGCAGCCGUAGAGGCCACUUUUCGUUUCUAUUCUAGCAAUAAAACCAGCUGAGCACA